CUCCUAUUUGAGCUUCGGCCCCCUACUAAUUAAUAGUCGUAAUCACUAUAACAAACUUGUGAGAUGUUGGAUGUAAGUAGGAGGGUGUUUAGCAUAAAUUAAAACUUGUUCAUUAGCUUGGAAUGAACAACCUAAUUAAGCACCAACUGAUUGCAAAGUUAAGCAGUCCAUGAAUGUUGAGUGGCCAACCUACACGUACAUUUGAUGCUAUACAAAUAACAAAGUUGGGGUGCAUUAGAACAGACAACCAAAGGCAAAAUAAAAAGAAGUAAUAGUAAUAGCUAGCUAGCUAGUGUGGAAGAAAUGGAUGGUGAAAGGAAGGGCAAAGUUUGUGUCACAGGGGCUUCUGGGUUCUUAGCUUCAUGGCUCAUCAAGCGCCUCCUCUUGGCAGGAUACCAUGUUGUGGGAACUAUUCGAGAUCCCGGAAAUAAGAAGAAGACAGAACAUCUGUGGAAGCUUGAAGGAGCAAAAGAGAGGCUCCAGUUGAUGAAGGGAGACCUGAUGGAAGAAGGCAGUUUUGACGAAGCAAUCAUGGGAUGUCAUGGUGUCUUCCACACUGCUUCUCCUGUGUUAAUGCCUUCACAUGAUCCCAAGGUAGAAAUAUUGGAACCGGCUAUCAAAGGUACACUCAACGUGUUACACUCUUGCAAGAAGAACCCAUUAUUGAGACGCGUGGUUCUAACCUCUUCCUCGUCAACUGUGAGGGUAAGAGAACAUUUCAAUCCCAAUCACUCUAUUGACGAGUCAUAUUGGAGCUCCGAGGAACUGUGUGAAAGAUUGCAGCUAUGGUAUUGUCUGUCCAAAGUGUUGGCGGAGAAGACAGCAUGGAAGUUCUGCAAAGAGAACGAGAUCGAUCUGGUCACUGUUCUGCCAUCUUUCAUCAUCGGGGCUAGCUUGCCGCCAGAUUUAUGUUCUACUGCAUCUGAUGUCCUUGGCCUCUUCAAAGGCGAGGUGGACAAGUUCCAGUGGCAUGGAAGGAUGGGAUACGUUCAUAUCGACGAUGUUGCACUCUGUCACAUCCUUGUGUUCGAGACCAAAGCUGCCACGGGGAGAUAUCUUUGUAGUUCGAGUGUAGUGGACAAUAACGAAUUGGCAUCCAUUCUUUCUGCACGCUAUCCAUCCUUUCACAUCCCUAAUAGGUUUGUAGAGCUGGGCAGGCCAUACUAUGAGCUGGAUACCUCCAAGGUGAGAGGAUUGGGAUUCAACUUCAAGACAAUUGAAGAAAUGUUUGACGAUUGCGUGACAUCGCUCGUGGAACAAGGUCAUCUCUCCACAAACACCACUGCAUGACCGACCGACCGUCCCACCUCCUAUUUCCUGCAUUUUGGAGAUCAAUUAAUAAAUGUACUUCAUUAGUUACCACUCUAACGAUAGAGAUGACGGAUUCUACAGUGCCGGGACUGCACCCGUGUCGUCGCCAAUUAACCGCCUAUUGCCGGGUGUCUUCCCUCUUUACUUUUUUUUGUGGCAAUACAUUGCCCUACGAAAACUCUAAAAGCAAAAACAUGUUCUAGGUUUUCAUUUGUGUCAAUUAUUUUAAUUAUGGUGCUCCAAUAAUAUUAAGUUUAUACAAUGAUGUUACAGUGCAUCGUUAUUCAAUUAAGAGUAUACAAUGUA
Messenger RNA from Linum trigynum, 1617 nucleotides. Lineage: Eukaryota; Viridiplantae; Streptophyta; Magnoliopsida; Malpighiales; Linaceae. The record is from the annotation of a GenBank genome assembly.